This is a messenger RNA of Ilyonectria robusta, 779 nucleotides long. RefSeq lists its product as uncharacterized. The record is from RefSeq and is a predicted model, not a curated record. Bases 228 to 743 code for a protein of 171 amino acids. The transcript has a single exon. Lineage: Eukaryota; Fungi; Ascomycota; Sordariomycetes; Hypocreales; Nectriaceae.
CGAAGAUCAUCAUCAAGCCUCCAACCGACAUGUGUCCUGCAGCCACCCAAAAGGCGGUCCCAAAAGGCGGUCCCUCUUGCAAGGCACCGUAAGCAGCCCCCUGCCUAUUAUUCAACAGACUUUUUGAACAAUGGACCCUGAAACUUGAAGCCGACUAGCCGUAAGCCUCGCAUCCCUUCCAAUGUCCGUACUCCAGCCUACUGAAGGCUAGAGGCCGGCCAAGCGAGAUGCCGAAGUCUACUCGAGAGCCGGCUCCCUCGGGCGCUUCUCGGACAGGGCCCGCUCCUUCCUCUUCGGACCCUCCGAACGGUUGCCAAAACCUUAAGUUAUUAGCAACCUCGUCUCUGUGCAACGCGACUAAUCUGAGCGAAAGCAUAUCCCCAAAAAACCUCCACAAACACUGCCACCAUCACCAAUACCACGACCGUUGCAAUCACCAUCUCCAGCUGCCACCUGCUCCUUACGCUCAUCAUGCUGCUGGGACGUGCUCCUCGUGCUACAAGUGCCCCUCGUGCUCCUCGUGCUCCUCGUGCUCCUCGUGCUCCUCCCAUUCAGCUGUCCCCAACGACAGGCCCAAUUCCUGCGUCUCCUCGACGCAGCCACAAUCUCGAGGCUCACAAAGCCUGUCCAUUUCGGUAGGUUCCAUGUACACCGCAGCCAACGACCAGCAUCACCCCAUCCCAAACCCAGACCCAGACCCAUUUCCAUGCCUACAAGCACCUAAGCACCUACCUCCGACUUGACCCUUGGUCACCUAGAGGCAGUCGAUGCAGCUCACG